GAGGGGCUGGGGCGGGCUCCGGCGGGGUGCGCGGCCGGGGCUCGGGCCCCCGGAGCGAGCGGGCGGACGGGAUGCGGUGCGGGAAGAUGGCGGCACCGCCGCCGCCGCCGCCUCCAGCCAGGGCGGCGGGCACCUGGGGCGGCGUGCGGCGGCGCUGCCAGCGGCUGCUCUACUGGGUGCCGGUGCUCUUCAUCUCCAGCAUCCUCUGCUGGUCCUACUACGCCUAUGUCACCCAGCUCUGCCUGCUGACAAUGACAAAUAUUGGAGAAAAAGUUGUGUGCCUGGUUGCUUACCACAUAUUUUUCAUGCUGUUCGUCUGGUCAUAUUGGAAAACAAUCUUUACGCUACCAAUGAAUCCUUCAAAAGAAUUUCAUCUAUCAUAUUCAGACAAGGAAUCCCUAGAGAGGGAGCCUAGAGGUGAAUCCCAACAAGAAGUCUUAAGACGGGCAGCCAAGGAUCUUCCAAUCUAUACACGGACAAUGUCUGGAGCAAUCAGAUACUGUGACAGAUGCCAUCUUGUAAAACCAGACCGUUGCCAUCACUGCUCUGUAUGUGACAAAUGUAUUUUGAAAAUGGAUCACCAUUGCCCUUGGGUGAACAACUGUGUAGGAUUCUCCAAUUACAAAUUUUUUCUUCUCUUCUUGGCUUACUCGCUACUGUAUUGCCUGUUCAUUGCUGCAACGGAUUUACAGUAUUUUAUCAAAUUUUGGACAAAUGGCCUUCCUGAUACUCAAGCCAAGUUCCACAUCAUGUUUUUAUUCUUUGCUGCAGCUAUGUUUUCUGUCAGUCUGUCUUCUCUCUUUGGGUAUCACUGUUGGCUUGUCAGCAAGAAUAAGUCUACAUUAGAGGUAUUCAGAGCUCCCAUAUUUCGUCACAGAACAGACAAGAAUGGCUUUAGCUUGGGCUUCAGCAAAAACCUAAGGCAAGUGUUUGGCGAUGAGAAGAAAUACUGGUUGCUGCCCAUAUUUUCAAGUCUAGGGGAUGGUUGCUCCUUCCCAACUUGCCUCGUUAAUCAGGAUCCUGAGCAAGCUUCCACACCUGGUUGUCUUAAUUCAACAUCCAAAAAUGAGAACCAUCUGUUUCCUGCAAAGCCGUUGCGUGAUUCCCAGAGCCACCUUCUCACAGAUACACCAUCUUGGUCUGAAACCAGUGCAAAGGCUGAAAAGGGCAAAGUUGGUAUGAGCAAUCCUGCAUUAACCAUGGAAAAUGAAACCUAAUUUCCCUAAAAAGAAACAUUUUGAAUAUGUAAGGAAAGUUCAAGAAAAAGCUGUUGUUGGAAGGAAAAUGAAUUCUUCCACGUAUCAGCCCUGUUGGUCAGCUGCUCCUGUGAGGAUGUGCUCAGAAGACAAACGGACAGAUGACUAGCUGUCUCCAUGUCACUGCUUGAAACAUGAAACUAAACAUACUACUACUUCUGAACCGUAUAAGGAACGUUUCAACUUAGAAGUUACUGAUUUGGAAUGGUUAAGGAUGAUGAGUAUUAGGAAAUUUAAAAAACAGAGUCUGAGUUUACAAUUGUAAAAAUUCCACGGCUGAUUGUACUUCAAUAUUCAGCACAAGAAAGGUGUGACCUCCUUAUGUAUCAGUCCAUGUUCUCGCCUUGGUUGUGAAAACUCACCUGUUAAUUGCUAUAAGUAGCUGACUUCCAGAUCAAGGUUUUGCACUACCGGCUUUACAGAUUCGGAAACGAACCAGUAUUGAUUAUGAAGAAUUUAGUGGCUUGGUGGACUGUGUUUUUAUUUCGAGCAUUCGAUAAGCACGUUUUGCAGAUACGGGGACCCCAGUGAAGUGUGACUAUUUAUGAAGUAUUUUUGGAAAACAUGAUUGCAAGAGCUCCGUUGUCCCUCAGAUCUGGACUAUGAAUAGCUGGAAAAGUUGUGGAGGGGGGAGAAAGUCCUCUGUUAAUUGAGUGCUGCAGUGGGUCACUGGCAAGUGGAGUGAUAAAAAGCCUGUGUUCAGAUGGAUAAUACAUAAAUGAAUGUGGCCAGGUGGGGAUUUUGAUUGGAAUUGCACAAGACAGUGCAAGAAAGAAAUUGGGGAUUUUAUUGUGCCAUUUGGAGCCAUUAGCCCCUUUGAGAAAUGAAUGUUGGCACUUAACUUCGAUCCAAAAGGCUUUUUACCAACCUAUGUUCCCAAGAGCCACUGUCUUUCCAAAUCCUCAUUUGUUAUUAAUCAAUAGUUGUCUCAGAUCUGUUUUUCACUUUUCACUGUUGUUUUUUAAGACACUGCCUUUCUUACUGCAUAACUUAAUGAAUACCUUGUACAGUCAAGGACAUGGUUAUAACUUGUGGUAUUUGCUUUUACAGGACAGCAGACAUUUGAUUGCAAUACCAAAAAAACAAGCUGCUGCAUGUAGGAAACCCCCUUCAACUGAGUUAGAAGCUGGCAGCUUGCUUAGGAUCAGAAUUUACCAGCCAGAGAACAAAAGAUGCAUUAUCAACUUUCAAAGUUAGGGAAGUUUCAGCUACACAAAUCUAAUUGUCUUGUGCCUUUUGUAUACACUGCAUUUAUGGUAUCAGUGUUUACAUUUAAAUGCAAAUUGUUAUUCUGGAAACAACUUUAGGAGGAACUCGGUAAUGCUUUCUAGGUGGCUAGAUAAAAGGACUAGUCCAAAGAAAAAGUUAAAACCUCUCACACUAAGCUAAGUUCAGUUGAAGCAGAAAGGUACGUCUGUUAUCAAACCCAAGUCACGUAGCAGGUUGGUUUGCAGUGUGAAGAUGCCCGUGUGCUUAGAAAACUGGCAGCAGGAGUGACAGAUCUCUGAAAACAAAAAUCUUACCAUUCACUCUACUACAGGCAGGUAACCUUAAAAUCUGUCUUUUCUGGGUUUUCAACUGCAGUGACAGCUGUUGGAGCACAACCGUGGCUUUUUUUUUCCUAAUGAGAAAAAUGUACUUAUUUGACUUUUUUUUUUUAAUAGAAUCUCAGAACUUUACCAGCCUGAAAACAUGUUUCUUGCCAGAAGUGCCAGAUUGUGGAUCCCUUGAUGCAGAACACCAGUUUUUAAACUAGCAUGAAGGUAGCAUACAGUUUACAUGAUGGCUGCAGACAUCUAGCAACCAAAAUUUUUUGCAGCUAUUUAUUCAGUGUUGUUCUGUCAGCUUACCUCGUAUUAGUGUUUGUUUAAAGGCUGACUUGUCAAGAGAAUAAGGGGGAGAGGGAAAAUAUAUUUUUUAACACUUCGGGUUCUCUAGCUGUAGAGUCUUGUUUUCUGUACGGUCGGUCAGUCACAGGGUGGUUUGUCACGGAGCAUGCGUUUGAAAAUACUGAGUAAAAAGUUGACGUUCAGCUUCAGUGUGACCUGCUCCAUAUUUUUACAUGAAGACAAAGUACAGAUUUCUUCCCGAGCAAAGCUCAUAAUGGUAAUGGAUCUCUCUGAUACAGGUAUCAGCCUCCCUGGCUAUGUCCAGGGCUCUGACAGCGGUCAGUAAGGCUGAGGAUCAGUGGAGAGAAAGGACAGGGGUAAGGGGUCAAGAAAUCCCUGGCUUCUCCGUGUUUCAGAAGUCACUUGGAAAGCACAAUAGCCCUAAAUAGCCUGCAGCUUUGAUGCAGCCAGAGGCUGUCCCUCUGGCAGAAAACUGAUGGAGGCAUGGGAAACAUAGGCUGAUGAGGGACGAAAAAGGGAGAGAAAUGGCAGUAGCUCAUUUCGCUGUUCAGCGGGUCUGUGCCAGAGAGCUCUCAGGAAGGGUAUGAGCUGUGCCUCUGGGAAGAGUACUGUCACUGGGCUUUGGAGGGUUCCUGGCAGUUCUUGUUGUAUAGAGGAUGAAUGAAAGUGAGUGAGCUAAUCAUGCUCCAAAUUGUUUAUUUCUGAUAGGACUGUAUUCUUGGCUUUACGCUACUACUUUAUAUAGCAAAGUGGAAAUGGUCUUUUUGACAUAUUGUCAUUGAGCAUUGAUACUAUUACAAUGCACAUGGUAGAAUUUGUGAAGAGGUAAUGUUUGUCCACUUAAACUGAUUCUCCUGUUCUUUAUAUUCUUGCUAGGCACUUUACUACAGCCUUUUGUGUAACUUCUGUAUUUUUUUUAAAGACUGCUUUUUACCUACUGUACAGUUACUAAUCUACUUUUUGCUAAAAGAAAGUAAUAGCCCUGAUAUUUGUCUUGCAGUAUGACUGCAUGUCAAGCUUCAGUGGAAGUUGGACAAGUUCUACACACUCCUCAGAUGGGAUUGAGUCUCCCUAAUGACAACAGAGCUAAAUUUAUUUUGUAUAUAUGUAAACAGUCAUGUGAAACAUAGCCCCCCACGUGCAUUAAGAAGCUUCCCUGAUGUGUAGGUUAGGAUAGAUCCAAUACACAUCUGCACUAGAGGUGGCGCACACACAUUGUGUCAGGUGAUGUGCUGGUGAGGGAGUGUUCAGUCUUCACAGAGAACUAUUUUUAUGAAGAAAAUGGAACACCUCGAUGUUAAACACAGGUGCUGCUAUGCAGUUCAUUUCUUUAACUUGAGAGAAAAACCAUGGUCCAGUUUAAGCUGCAGAUUGAUAGUUCUUUAAUACCCUGUAACUAUGGGCAGGUAAUUAAUGAAAUUGCUAAUUGUUUUUUACUGUUUGCAUACUUAAAAUCAGGGUCUUCAAGCAAGACUUGAGACAGGUUGCAGGAAGUAAGUCUGGCUUAGUGCAUGGUGUGCUGUAGCUGUUAUGAUCAUUAUUUGGACUGAGAGUUCUUGCCCUGAUUUAGUUGGCUGGUGUGCUAGAGUGUGUGUGUGAGGAAUAUAUUUGUACAUUAAUUCAGUGUAUAACUUUGCCACUUGUUAAUGUAUUGCUCACAUAAAUAAAUGCUUCAUGUUCAGCAAGUCA
Messenger RNA from Neopsephotus bourkii (Bourke's parrot), 4795 nucleotides. RefSeq names its product zinc finger DHHC-type palmitoyltransferase 2 (gene ZDHHC2). Bases 72 to 1217 code for a protein of 381 amino acids. Gene Ontology annotation, biological process: protein targeting to membrane; peptidyl-L-cysteine S-palmitoylation. NCBI's taxonomy places the organism in Eukaryota, Metazoa, Chordata, Aves, Psittaciformes, Psittacidae. The transcript is spliced from 13 exons. The record is from RefSeq and is a predicted model, not a curated record. Gene Ontology annotation, molecular function: protein-cysteine S-palmitoyltransferase activity. Gene Ontology annotation, cellular component: endoplasmic reticulum; Golgi apparatus.